AUGGACAGUUAUAUCAGAGAGACUCCAGAAACUCUGAGGAACAAGUGUGCAGCAUGCUUUAGACAGUUUAACAAAUUGGAGCAUCUUGUGGAGCACAUGAGGACAUCAUACCACUCCGUUCAUGAACCCGCUUGCGGCAUCUGCAGGAAGCACUGCAGAUCUUUCGAGUCUCUGAGGGAACAUCUUAUAGGGCCAUUGCCAAAACAAGAAUGCAGAAAUAUAUUCAGCACGAGAGGAUGCAGAUUCUGCUUGGCCAUCUUCGACAGUCCUUAUGCCCUCAGGAUUCACCAGGACCGGUGUCAACUAUCCGGUUUAAACGGCUCCGGGGUGCUUGGUCGGUUGUCUAAUUUAGGAAUACGUGACAAUUUAGCAAUGGAUUAUAGCGGCAGAUCAACAAGAGGAGGCGCAGGGCCCCAAGUGGUUGCACUGGCUUGCAAAAUGGUUGGUGGUGGCAGCGAUGGCUCCCUUGAUAUAUGCGCAAGGGUUUGCCUCAUUGAUGAAUUCGAAAACAUCAUCUUUCAUUCUUAUGUCAAACCUCCUAUUCCAGUCACAAACUACAGGUAUGAAACGACUGGAAUUCGUCCGGAAUAUUUAAGGGAUGCUAUGCCGGUGAGACAAGUGCAAAAGAAGAUUCAAGACUUCCUGUGCAAUGGGGAACCCAUGUGGAAGAUUCGACCCAGAUCAGGUGGAAAAGCUAGGAUUCUUGUGGGUCAUGGUCUCGAUCAUGACCUUGACCGUCUUCAGCUUGAAUAUCCUUCUGUUAUGAUAAGGGAUACUGCCAAAUAUCCUCCAUUGAUGAAAACAAGCAAGCUUAGCAACUCACUUAAGUAUCUGACACAAGCAUAUCUUGGGUACGACAUUCAAAGUGGCAUUCAAGAUCCUUACGAGGAUUGCGUGGCAACGAUGAGGCUUUACAUGAGAAUGAGAUCACAGAACCAUCGAGUGGAGGACUAUCCAUUGGCUUCUGAUCCUCAAAACCGAAAUAACUUCGCGUCAUGGAGACAAACUGAGCUUGAGAGAAUGACUCCUGAACAAAUGCUGGAAAUCUCAAGGUCUGAUUACUACUGUUGGUGCUUGGACUCCAAUUGA
Morus notabilis is the source of this 1089-nucleotide messenger RNA. Its product is annotated as RNA exonuclease 4. Gene Ontology annotation, biological process: rRNA processing. Lineage: Eukaryota; Viridiplantae; Streptophyta; Magnoliopsida; Rosales; Moraceae. The record is from RefSeq and is a predicted model, not a curated record. The transcript has 7 exons. Bases 1 to 1089 code for a protein of 362 amino acids. Gene Ontology annotation, cellular component: nucleus. Gene Ontology annotation, molecular function: 3'-5' exonuclease activity; nucleic acid binding.